AUGCAACAACUAAUGGGUUCCGAUUCCGAAAUCUUGGUCGACUUUUCUCCAAGGUUUCUGAUCUACAAGAAUGGCCGUAUCGAACGCCUCGUGCCCGAACCCUUCGUCCCACCGUCGCUAAACCCAACAGACGGCGUCGUUUCCAAAGACGCCGUCUAUUCACCGGAGAGUGACCUCUCUCUCCGGAUUUACCUUCCUCAGAAAGCCAUCGAGACCGGUGAAGAGGAGAAGAAGAAGAAGAAGAAGCUCCCUCUCCUCGUCUACUUCCACGGUGGAGGUUUCAUCAUGGAAAGGCCUUUCACUUCCACUUACCACACGUUUCUCAACUCUGCGGUCAAAGCCGCCGAUUGCAUCGCUGUCUCGGUGGAUUAUCGGCGUGCACCUGAGCAUCCGCUUCCCAUCGCGUACGAAGAUUCGUGGGACGCGAUCAAAUGGAUCUUCACUCACAUCGCCGGAUCUGGUCCGGAAGACUGGCUGAACGAAAACGCCGAUUUCCGUAGAGUGUUCUUCUCCGGAGACAGCGCCGGAGCAAACAUCGCGCAUCAUAUGGGAAUCAGAGCUGGAAAAGAGAAACUCAAGGAUUUCAAAAUCUUUGGGAUGGCUCUGUUUCACCCGUAUUUCUGGUCGAAAGAUCCGAUCGACGAGCAUGAGACGAAAGAAGUGGCGGUGAGGAGACAAGUGGAAGGGAUGUGGGAAGUCGCGAGCCCUAACAGCGAAAACGGAGUGGAUGAUCCAUGGAUCAACGUGGUCGGGUCGGAUCUAACCGGAUUGGCUUGCGGGCGGGUUUUGGUGAUGGUGGCCGAAAACGAUAAAUUUGCGAGGCAAGGCUUGGCUUACGCGGCGAAGCUGGAGAAGAGUGUAUGGCAAGGCAAAGUGGAAUUAGUGGAGACUAAGGACGAAGGUCACGUUUUCCACAUUAGGGUUCCUGAUUCUGAUAAUGCUCGUCGACUUGUUCAGAUAUUUGCAGAGUUUCUUAACGAAGACGAGACAAGUUGA
Microthlaspi erraticum is the source of this 996-nucleotide messenger RNA. The record is from the annotation of a GenBank genome assembly. NCBI's taxonomy places the organism in Eukaryota, Viridiplantae, Streptophyta, Magnoliopsida, Brassicales, Brassicaceae.